This is a messenger RNA of Cyphellophora europaea CBS 101466, 1680 nucleotides long. RefSeq lists its product as uncharacterized. The record is from RefSeq and is a predicted model, not a curated record. Gene Ontology annotation, biological process: defense response; superoxide anion generation. The coding region runs from base 1 to 1680 and encodes 559 amino acids. Gene Ontology annotation, cellular component: plasma membrane; NADPH oxidase complex. The transcript has 2 exons. Lineage: Eukaryota; Fungi; Ascomycota; Eurotiomycetes; Chaetothyriales; Cyphellophoraceae. Gene Ontology annotation, molecular function: superoxide-generating NAD(P)H oxidase activity.
AUGGCCGAACGAUCCAGAUCAACGCCGCUGAUGCGGAUGCUCCUUUCGGGGGAAGUCAGCGGAGAGACACCACGGGAUCUGAGUCCGAUGGAGAAGUUCGAUCGGUGGAUGGUUAAUGAGGGAUCCAGACGAAUCUUCGUCGGCACAUUCAUUGUCGUUCACGCCAUGAUCUACGCCUUUGGCUUCAUGAACUAUCAACUAAAAGACAACCUCAACAACGCGCGCGCGACAUUUGGCCUUGGCUAUCCGAUUGCCCGUUCUGCCGCUCUUUGCUUGCAUUUCGAUGUCGCUUGCAUCCUACUACCAGUAUGCCGGACACUCAUUUCGUUGGCGCGACAGACGCCUUUGAACAGCAUCAUUCCUUUUGACAAAAACAUCACAUUCCACAAGUGCAUUGGACACUCUAUCGUCUUUUUCACAUGGGUUCAUACGAUUGCCCAUCUCAACAAUGUCGCUCAGCUAUCGGCUAAGAAUAACCAAGGUUUCGUGGGUUUUCUCAAGGGGAACUUCAUGACGGGUCCUGGUUGGUCAGGCUACGUCCUUACCAUCGUGAUCAUGGCUAUGUGGUUCACUGCGCUAGAAGGUCCUCGACGUGCUAACUUCGAGCGCUUCUGGAACACUCAUCAUCUUUUUAUCCUCUUCUUUGUAUUCUGGUCAGUACACGGAGCCUUCUGCAUGAUUCCUGAGGACAACAGACCAUUCUGCCUACAGAAUGCCGCCUUCUGGAAGUGGUGGAUGAUUGGAGGCUUUUCGUACCUGACCGAGCGCAUCCUGCGAGAAAUUCGUGGUGCGCACAAGACCUAUGUCAGCAAGGUGGUGCAGCAUCCGUCCAAUGUUGUCGAAAUCCAGAUCAAGAAAGAGAAUGUCAAAGUCCGAGCCGGCCAGUACAUCUUCUUAUGCUGUCCUGAGGUCUCAUUGUGGCAAUACCACCCUUUCACGCUGACAUCGGCACCUGAGGAAGAUUACAUUUCGGUACAUGUGCGCAUGGUUGGUAACUUCACCAAAGCCCUUGGCAAGGCCUUGGGAUGCUCAGACCCAAAGGAGAAGACCGAUCGAUCCAAGGUCGUUUCCAUGGCACCCGUCAAUGGAAAGAAGCAGCUCAAUGUCACGAAACUCCUUCCUCGGGUAUACAUCGAUGGACCAUUUGGUAGCGCGUCCGAAGACGUCUUCAAAUUCGAGACCGCCUUGCUAUGUGGCGCUGGCAUCGGCGUAACACCCUUUGCCUCCAUUCUCAAGUCGAUAUGGUACCGAAUGAGCAACCCCUCUACAAAACACUCGACACGGCUUCGGAAGGUCUAUUUCUUCUGGGUCUGUCGAGAUUUCGGCUCGCUGGAGUGGUUCAAGUCCCUACUCGGCGCCAUUGAGAGCCAGGACAAGACACAUGCCAUUGAGAUCCACGCAUACCUCACCGCCAAGAUCUCCGCUGCCGACACCUCCAACAUCAUCCUCAACUCAGGCGACACCGACGCCAUCACCGGCCUGCGCACCGCGACCAACUUCGGCCGCCCUAAUUGGGACAUGGUCUUCCGCGGAAUACGCAAGAUCCACAACCCGGGAGAGUGCGGCGUGUUCUUCUGCGGACCCAAGGGUCUCGGCAGCCAGCUGCACAUCAAGUGCAACAUGUACACUGAGGCAGGCGAGAAUGGCUACAAGUUCGUCUGGGGUAAAGAGAACUUCUAA